Messenger RNA from Trichogramma pretiosum, 3217 nucleotides. RefSeq names its product targeting protein for Xklp2 homolog. NCBI's taxonomy places the organism in Eukaryota, Metazoa, Arthropoda, Insecta, Hymenoptera, Trichogrammatidae. The record is from RefSeq and is a predicted model, not a curated record. Bases 564 to 2936 code for a protein of 790 amino acids. The transcript is spliced from 3 exons.
UAUCGCAGUAACAACUGUCAAUUGCAAAACUACACCGCCACACACUGCACGGUGGCGCCGCCCAAUCUCGUCGCUUUUACUGCUGCACAGCCAAUCAACGCUCGCUCAUGUGCAAGUUUGAAUUUUUCGCCGGCCGUGGCCGUUUGAGAUUUUUCAAACACGCUUGAAAUCCGUUACGCACCCACCAGCAUUCUUGAUGAAAUAAGUUUGUGUCGCGGAUUGCGCGGUCCUAUCUUGGAGCCUGCCAGACGUGUAUACCUUUGAGACAGCGAUACACAGUGUGUGAGGAAGUGAGCCCUAUAUGUACUGGAAACAAUAGAAUCUGCGCAGUUAAUCCAUUACCCCACCAAACAACCUUUUUCUAUUUAUUUUGGGUGAUACUUUCAGAAAAGGCCGCCAUCGUGGGGUCCUUCAUAACAAAAUCGGCCGAGGACCUUGUGCACGAUUGUAAUUCGUCCGUGGACGAAAAAUUGAACACAGAGUCAGGCCACAGACGAAGAAGUGACUCGAAUCCAGAAUCUUUACUCCGCACUAUAAAAUUAGGGCAAUUUACUGCUAGCAGUAUGGAUAAUAUAGAUGCACCACAAUGGGCAGACUUCACUGCCCCAAGUCCUCAAGUAUCAAUGGAUGAUUACUUUUUGAAGAGGAAUAGAGAAUACCGUGAGCAGAUUGGAUCAACUGCCUCAUUGGAUUCCCCAUUCUUGUUAAUGAAAAAAAGUAAUUCCAGUAAAAUUCCAUUGAGUGAAAUAUCCUACGGUAAUGAUAGUUCUAUAAUGAAAACACCAGCAAAAGUAAUCAGUGGUAAACCAACAAAAAGUUCAACUGUAAAGGAUAGUUCUACCAAGGAAAGAACAUAUGAAAGUGUUAUAAGUGAAGCAUUGAAUAAUUUACAGUUGUCUCAAAUAUAUGAUAAGUCAAUGAAUAAAUCUUGCUUGAUAGAUACACCAGAAUUUAAAACUCCCAACAGAAUUACCAGAUCAAUGUGUGCGCAAUAUUCUUCUUGCACUCAAAAUGAAGAAGAACACUAUCAUUCCAUAAAGGAAAAGUCAGUGAGGUUUUUAACAGAUGAAGAUUUUAAUGGAAGUAAUAAAGAAAAUAUUGAAGUUGAUGAAGAAGAAAGUUCAAAUAAUGAGCAAUCAUCUGAACUGAAAUUGGAAAUAACAAAUACUAGUACGGAACAUGAUACUUCUCAAGAUAAAUCUGAACCAGAACAAGAUAAAACAGCCAAUGUGACCUCUGCAGGUAAUGAUAGUAUAAAUGCUACAAAAAGUAAAGUACUCACAUCUUCUAGCUCAUCAGUUUUUGCCCCUGCAAACAAUUUGAAGAAAAAGUUUACUCUUGUAGCUGGAGAAGCUUGGAAAAGACAAAUGAAAAGACGCCUAAGCAUAACAAAUCAACGAAGAAUGAGUUUGAAUAAAUCAUCCGGUACUCUUCCAAAAAAGUUUGUGAGUAUGGCUGAAGCAGUUUCAAAAUUCCAUCGUGUCACCCCUCAAAGAUUUCAUACUGUCAAUGUUAAAACAACUAAAACAGAACAACUUCGCAGUCAGUCAUUGAAGCUUACCAAAGCACAAUCUCCAGCCCUUAUGUGUAAAAAUAGAUCAAGACCUGUAACUGUUUUAAGUUCAGAAGAAAAAGAAAAAUUAGAGCUAGAUAAAAUUCGUCAAAAUCAAAUCAAGGCAAAUCCUGUGCCAAAAGAUAUUUUGAAAAAACCAGCAUCAUUAAAGAAAGUUGAGAAAAAAUUAGUCACCAACCCUCAACCAUUUCAUCUAACAGAAACCAAAAAAGGACAAAUGGCUCAAAAAUCCAGUCAAGAAAUAAAACGAACUCAUCGACCCGUUGUAAAAACUGUGCCAUCUAUUGUUAGUUCUGAUGAAAAAGGAAUUAUAGUAAAGGAUGAAGAAGUUUUGUAUUUUGGUAUUCCAUGCAAGAGUAAGAAAGAAAAUACAAAAGUAAAACCAUUUAGCUUUGAAGCUCGUAAUCGUGAAAUUCAGAUGAGAAAACAAGAGAAAAUAAAGCAUAUACAACAAAUUGAACAAGAAAAAGUUAAACCUGAAUUUCAUGCACGACCUGUUCCAGCUGCAGUCAGAACGCCUGUUCAAAAGCCAUUGAAUAAUUCAACACAUAAACCAAAGAUCACUUUGACACGCUCAUUGAGUUUCGAAAACAGAGUCAAAGAGCAGCAAAAGAAAAAAGAAGAAAAGAUUAAACAGAUGUUGGAAGAAGAAAAGAAAAUGAGAACCUUUAAGGCUCAAAAAGUUCCAGAAUUUAAACCUGUAUUAGUACGAGGACGAUCUAGGGAUAAUCUUAUGAAAAAAUCAACGGAAAAUCUGGCCAAAUCAGCGAGUGUUACAGCUCCAAGUGCCAAUAAACCAGCUAGCGGCACUACAAAUAAACUGACACGCUCUUUAAGCAACAACUUACAUGAAUUAGGGAAAAUCAAGAGUUCUCUUAAGAGAUCUAAUGAAAAUUUGCUGACGAAAUCCAAUUCAUUGACUAAGCCAGGAAGUACUUUGAAGAAAACCCCUUCUAUUCCUUUUGUGGCUGCUAAAAAAUCCAGUCUGCCAGUAAAAAAUACCGAAAAUCAAGAAAAUAAAGUUCACGGCGCGAUUCCGAAAAUUCUUGAGCCCAAGUGCAAAAUAUCACAAAAAAGUGCAGCUAUUUUAACUGAACUGAACACAGAUAAAAGAGCUAAACAGAGAAAAGAAUUUGAAGAGCAAUUGAAAAAGAAAGAAAUGGAGGAAGUUGAAAUGAAAAAACGCGAGGAACAAGAACGAUUAGAAAAAGAAAAAGCCGAACAAAUGGAACUUAGAAAGAUGACUGAACAUAAGGCUCGACCAAUGCCCGUUUAUAAACCAUUGCAAAUAAUUAAGUCCAAUAAACCACUGACGGAUGCUCAAAGUCCAGCUUGGGCAAAGCGAAAAGGAUCGAUGCAUUAAAAUUUAUCGUGCUUUUUUCAGUUUUUAUCUAGUUUCAUAUAGUCUUGUAUGUUGUAUAACGUUUUGUAUCCGUUAAAUAUAUAUGUAUAUGUAUGAACAAGAGUUUUUAACUUUGCUCCAUAUUAUGUUCAAAUGUAUGCACUACUUAAUAUUACAAUAAUAUGGUUUACUAAUAUAGAUUGUUUCAUUUUAACACGCUUGGAUUUUUUAUAAAAAAAAUGUAGACAUAUCAAUUUUUUUAGUAAUUAUGAAUCGUUUAAUAAAGAGCUUUAUAACACGAA